Cololabis saira (Pacific saury) is the source of this 699-nucleotide messenger RNA. RefSeq names its product claudin 10a (gene cldn10a). Gene Ontology annotation, biological process: bicellular tight junction assembly; cell adhesion. Gene Ontology annotation, cellular component: plasma membrane; bicellular tight junction. Lineage: Eukaryota; Metazoa; Chordata; Actinopteri; Beloniformes; Belonidae. The record is from RefSeq and is a predicted model, not a curated record. Gene Ontology annotation, molecular function: structural molecule activity. The transcript is spliced from 5 exons. Bases 1 to 699 code for a protein of 232 amino acids.
AUGGGCAACAUUGCAACUGAGAUCGUUGCCUUUCUUCUGGCCGUCUCUGGUUGGAUCCUGGUGUCGUCCACGCUGCCAACAGACUACUGGAAAGUGUCAUCUGUCGAUGGGACGGUCAUCACCACAGCAACCUUCUGGUCUAAUUUGUGGAAAACGUGUGUGACUGAUUCCACUGGCGUGUCCAACUGUAAGGACUUUCCAUCGAUGCUGGCUUUGGCUGCCUAUAUUCAGGUGUGUCGGGGUCUGAUGAUCGCUGCUGUGUGUCUGGGAUUCUUUGGUGCCAUUCUGGCCUUGAUAGGAAUGAAGUGCACAAAGAUCGGGGGCUCUGAGACUACCAAAGCUCGACUGACUGUCCUGUCAGGCUUCCACUUCAUUCUCUCGGGCAUCUGCUGCAUGACGGCGUGUUCCAUAUAUGCACACAGGGUCACGACUGACUUCUUUGACCCCCUCUUUGUAGCACAGAAGUUUGAGCUAGGAGCAGCUCUCUUCAUUGGCUGGGCUGGAUCUGUGUUGUGCAUCUUGGGAGGACUUGUCUUCUGUCUCUCACUGUCUGAAGGUUUCAGUCUAAGUGGUGAAUACUCUUAUAAUGGAGUGACAUCGCUUGUGACAAAGCCCAACAAACACAGCAAGACGACUAACAGCCUGCAGAAGGAGCCACGGGAGCAAAUGAGACAGUUCGGCAGGAAUGCCUAUGUGUAA